Messenger RNA from Penicillium subrubescens, 855 nucleotides. RefSeq names its product ubiquinone biosynthesis protein COQ11 (gene horA). Gene Ontology annotation, cellular component: mitochondrion. The coding region runs from base 1 to 855 and encodes 284 amino acids. The record is from RefSeq and is a predicted model, not a curated record. Lineage: Eukaryota; Fungi; Ascomycota; Eurotiomycetes; Eurotiales; Aspergillaceae. The transcript is spliced from 4 exons. Gene Ontology annotation, molecular function: protein-containing complex binding.
AUGGCUGCUAAGAGACUUGUUGUUGCUGGAGGAAGCGGAUCCCGGAUUUGCAGAGCGGCUGCUGCUCGGGGUUGGGAAGUGACAUCGCUAAGCCGAUCUGGAGAGCCGCGCUGGGACACCGUCACAAGCUCCCCGGAGCGGCCAAGCUGGGCAAGCUCGGUCGAAUGGGCCAAGGCCGAUAUCCUCAAGCCGGAAACUUAUAAGCCAUUCCUGAGCGGGGCAUCGGCUGUCGUUCAUACGAUGGGUAUCCUUCUCGAGGCCGACUACAAGGGUGUUGUACAAGGGCGCGAACCGCUCGUCGGUGGUCUGCAACGAGCAUUCAGCACGUCCAAACUGGGAAGCCAGAAUCCACUACUAAGGAAAGAGGGCGAGGCUCUCGAGCCCAAGGAGAGGGAUGGUCAAUUGACUUAUGAAUUGAUGAACAGGGACUCAGCUAUUGCGCUUGCCCAAGAAUCUUCAAACGAGCAUGUCCCAGCUUUCGUGUACAUCUCUGCUGCAGCUGGGGCGCCCAUGCUGCCAGCCCGGUACAUCACCACCAAACGUGAAGCCGAGGCCACCAUCUCAUCUUCGCUACCCGAGCUGCGGAGUAUCUUUAUGCGACCGGGCUUCAUGUACGACUCGAGCAGAAAGUUUACAUUGCCAAUCGCUCUCGGUGGCUUUGUCGCCUCCGAGUUGAAUACUUUCCUCGGGAACAAACUUGGUUUCCUCGGAGCCGCGGCCGAGAAGCCGCUGAAAGUUGACGUGGUUGGCGAGGCAGUGGUCGAGGCAUUGGAGGAUGAGUCAACGAGAGGACCCGUUGGAACGAAGCAGAUUGAGCAGUUAGCCACGAAGGCCUGGAGGAAGACGAUGCUCUAG